Messenger RNA from Telopea speciosissima, 699 nucleotides. Its product is annotated as Golgi apparatus membrane protein-like protein ECHIDNA. Gene Ontology annotation, cellular component: Golgi membrane. Gene Ontology annotation, biological process: vesicle-mediated transport; protein secretion. Bases 139 to 690 code for a protein of 183 amino acids. NCBI's taxonomy places the organism in Eukaryota, Viridiplantae, Streptophyta, Magnoliopsida, Proteales, Proteaceae. The transcript is spliced from 6 exons. The record is from RefSeq and is a predicted model, not a curated record.
GCAGGGAAACGUCGAAAAGUCGCAACCGAGGAAAUAGGUCGACGGAAGAGGGAAGAAGAUAUCUUCUUAGUUUUAACACUCAUGAAGAAGGACGGGAAAGCCAAGUGAUCUCGUUAGGGCAUCUUUUCAUCUCUUGAUAUGGAUCUAAACCAGCCUGCAGAUGAAAAUUAUGCCAACCCAAAGACAUGCUUUUUUCAUGUGCUAUUCAAGGCUGGUGCAUUGGCGUUCUACAUUCUUUCAGCCCUCUUCUCUAAAAGCUUUGUCAUCAUUUUUGUGGUAACUGUUCUUCUUGCUGCUCUCGACUUUUGGGUAGUAAAGAAUGUCAGUGGGCGCAUAUUAGUUGGUUUGAGAUGGUGGAAUGAAAUAAAUGAUUUGGGAGAAAGCAUAUGGAAAUUCGAAUGCCUUGACCAAGAGUCAUUGUCCCGGAUGAACAAGAAGGAUUCAUGGCUCUUUUGGUGGACACUCUAUCUCACAGCAGUUGCAUGGAUCUUCCUUGGUAUAUUUUCACUCAUACGAUUCCAAGCAGAUUACGUCCUAGUUGUAGGAGUUUGUUUGAGCCUCAGCAUUGCAAAUAUUGUUGGAUUCACUAAAUGUCGCAAAGAUGCCAAGAAGCAGAUUCAAGCAUUUGCCUCCCAGACAAUUACAUCCCGUCUCUCGUCAACGAUCCAGUCGGCAUUUAGUGUUGUCUGAGAUGUUGAU